CUUACGUUAGCUGGCUUCUUGUACCUUUAUCAGAUUUUGGUAGCCAUGGUGGGUCUUCCAUCAGUACUAUUGUGCACUCUCAUUGCAUUUACAACUGCGCAGACUGGACGGGAUCUGGAUCGGUUUAACUACCGUGGGACGGACGGCACCGAUUACGGUCCAGAAGAUUGGGACCAGGUUUCCUGUACUGAUACCGAAACCUGCCUUGGUUGGCCGGACGGCUUUGAAACGGCCCGCGGCUGGGAUUUGGGAGAAAAUCACUGCCGUUGGUGUCCUCUAGGCACGAGACAAUGUGGAAUUCAUCAUCAAUCUCCUAUUGACUUGCAGCGCAAUCGAGCGGUUCCAGGAGAUCCGGAGGAGAAGGAAUGCAUUGACGUCCAUUGGAUGGCCUACUAUGACAGCACCUGCGACUGGGAGAACUUGAAAGCCCUCAACGCGUUUUCGAUUGAGCGUCACGCUUUGAAGGUCAACCAACCCAUUGAACAAUUGGCAAGUGGAGAUUACCGUCUAGCGUGUCGUAAUGCUUCUGGUCGGCGGUUUGGGCGAAUCGACUUUUCGAAGGGAUUUUCUGAGUGGUGGCUAAUGUCCCAUAUGGAUAUCCAUGUACCUUCGGAGCAUACGCAAGAGGGCAAGAGAUACGACGGAGAGAUUCAUUUGUAUCAUUUUUACUCUAUUCCUGGAUCCCAAUCCAGUACAAACAACGAGAUGGCGUCUGUAACUAUUUUCCUCGAGGCCUACGAUGACGUUCCCGACUAUCCCAUGUUAAAUCGUCUCAUUUGUCAGUGGCGCCAAGUCGAAGACAAGACUCGAGAAGAAUGUGGUUUACCGUCGGUCGAGACGGAGUAUCCUGGAUGCUUUUACUAUCAGAGGGGGCAUACCAUUGACGGUUUCAACACUAUUGCCCUCACACAAGACGGCACACAGAGAAAUCUUCGUCAAAAAAGUCGCAACCUGCGACCUAAAUCCAUGUCGGUUCACGACCUUAUCCUUUACAACUACGCCCAGAGUCAGACAAACUCUUCUUACACACCCAAAAGGUUGUUGCAUUCCGAAGAGGAUCACGCUGAGGCCGAUCCCAAUUUCGACUGGGAAAAGUUUGUUACCCGCCAAGACGGGAAUGCCAACAUUACACAAGGAAAUCGCCAGCUUCUAAAUUACGAUCACGUGGGUCCUUGGUUCAACUAUUUUCCCAUGUUGGGGGUACGCACCGAGUACUACUACCGUUAUUCCGGAACCCAGACUGUCCCACCCUGUUACGGGCGUUUUUUCGAAGGAAAUAAUCGUCGUCAGACCAACCAUUGGAGAGUCCUGAAGGAUCCUAUUCGGGUAACCCAGCGCCAAGUGGAUGAGAUGCAUCGCCUUUUGAAGGAACGCAUUGCUUCCGUAGACGAUCCACUGGCCUCAUGCGAACCCGAUACAGCUGCCAAGGUAGACGAGAACGACCCGACCAAGAUUUCUGUGGCGCGCCCCGUAAUGGAAACACGCAGUACCCACUACAAGGUGUUUUGUGAGUGUGAAGACUGGCGCUCCAAGUUUCCGGAAGAUGUGGAAUGGUGCAAAAAGGGUUUGCAAGAUCGAUUGUUCAACCAUCCUUACAACUUUGAAACAGACGGGUUUUAA
This is a messenger RNA of Phaeodactylum tricornutum CCAP 1055/1, 1620 nucleotides long. RefSeq lists its product with no specific name. Gene Ontology annotation, molecular function: carbonate dehydratase activity; zinc ion binding. The coding region runs from base 46 to 1620 and encodes 524 amino acids. The transcript is spliced from 2 exons. Lineage: Eukaryota; Bacillariophyta; Bacillariophyceae; Surirellales; Neidiaceae. The record is from RefSeq and is a predicted model, not a curated record.